Molecule: messenger RNA, 1062 nt
Organism: Histoplasma capsulatum G186AR
Lineage: Eukaryota; Fungi; Ascomycota; Eurotiomycetes; Onygenales; Ajellomycetaceae
Exons: 2
Coding region: 1-1062 (353 amino acids)
Source: RefSeq, a predicted model, not a curated record
AUGUCUCUACCUAGCAAAAAGCAGAAGCUCGACAGAAGCCACGUCCACUACGACCUUACGGAUGCAAUAGCUCGUUUUCCAUCAUCCAUUUCAGCAUUACAGAUGCUGCUAGCAACAGGCCUCGCGCCUGAAAUGAGUGCAUUGCAGCCGUUUCUCGAAUCAAUCCUACAAUCAAUCUCUCAUAACUCAGUGGAACCAAUAUACCAAUCUUCAAAACUCACACUCAGUCUUGUUAUUGAUAAGCUCGGCAUCGAUUUCAUUGAUGAUCAUCCUCAAUAUUAUUGGGAGUUGACAGAGGAUCAAAUGAAAUACAGCACCCAAAAGCCACUCUCUUCGUGGGCGGCUCUCGCGAUUGAUAAGCUCAAGCACUCCCCAAGGUUAUCAAAGUUUCAACGUGAACCUUCUGCGCGCACUUUGUUUGACAUUUUACUUGCAGACCGCUUUGAUCAGCUCGAUGAUACUGAAGCAAAUUGCCGACUGUCCGUCGGAUAUGAAGUUCCCGUGAUGGUGAAUAUCAGCAAAGAUCGUGGCGGGGGAAAGAUUUCCGGCCGAGCCGACUGGUCCCUUGGCUAUAUGACCGAACUUGAUAAGUUGGAGCAGAUGCUGGUAGUGAUCGAGGCUAAGACUGAUGUCUCAUCCGACCGGAACAUGGCUCAGCUGUUAGUGUAUCUCCAUGCUAUCCAGGAGGCGCGCGUUCAAAGCAAGAAGAACUCUUCCGCUGUUUUUGGUGUUCUUACCGACUCAAAACUCUUCCGAUUCGUCGUCUUGCGCGAAAAUUCGCGCGUCAUGGCAUCUGAACCAUUGCAAUGGACGCCUCGCAAGACUGAUGUGGUUGCAUUUUUAGACAAUAUUCUACUUGAUGCCAUCAAAUCCUCACUGCAUACAACUCCUCAAAAGACAGGAAACACUACAAUCAACUGUUUCAACCGCCAUUUGCAGUUGACGUACAGUAUACCGGCUGUGGAAAGUGAUGUUACCACGAAUGAAGAUGAGGAUUAUGAUGAGGCAUUUGAUGUUGUCAAGAUUGGCGGUGUGUCAGUUCUGAGGCCCCGUGAGCAGUAA